CUCGGCCCCCUCAAAACGGCGCCGGCAUGCAGAUCACUCGCUGCUACUUCUGCUCGUCGCCAUGCUAUCCGGGGCAUGGCAUCAUGUUUGUGCGCAACGACAGCAAGACGUUCCGCUUCUGCAAGUCGAAAUGCCACAAGAACUUCAAGAUGAAGCGUAACCCGAGAAAGGUCCGAUGGACAAAGGCCUUCAGAAAGGCAGCGGGCAAGGAGAUGACCCUCGACUCUACUCUCGAAUUUGAGAAGCGCCGCAACGUGCCAGUCAGGUACGACCGAGAGCUGGUACGAAAGACAAUUGAGGCCAUGGCUCGCAUUCAAGAGAUCAAGACGAGGAGGGAAGCGGCAUUCUACAAGGCAAGGAUGCUCAAGGCAUCUGGCGGCAAGGUGGCCCAGAAGCAGAGGGACAGGCUGGCCGUUCACAAGAAUGCUCAUCUCAAGGCAGCAUUGGGCAAGGAGAAGGAGAGGGCCAUGGCUCGCGAGGGCAGAGUGCAGGAGAGGAGGGAGAGGAUCAGGGUCAGGGAUGCACAGAGCGCAAAGAAGUCGAACCUCGUACCGGGAGAGGGUACUUCAAUGUGCGUCUGCGCGCUCCAAAAACAGCGAUCGAGAUCAUGAAGAGUGAACUGACCCUUCCAUUCGUCUCUCCCUUGUGCUCGCAGGGGCAUGGAUAUGUGAGCACAGCUGCUACUAGUCCUCUAUUCCCGCCACUUGGCCAGGCUGGGGCCCUAUCAAGUGGUAGCGUCUGGACCCUCCGGCCACCCCUAUUCAUG
This is a messenger RNA of Jaminaea rosea, 766 nucleotides long. RefSeq lists its product as hypothetical. Lineage: Eukaryota; Fungi; Basidiomycota; Exobasidiomycetes; Microstromatales. Gene Ontology annotation, biological process: ribosomal large subunit biogenesis. The record is from RefSeq and is a predicted model, not a curated record. Bases 27 to 611 code for a protein of 194 amino acids. The transcript has a single exon. Gene Ontology annotation, cellular component: nucleolus.